AGUCCUCGUCCGAGCCACGGUGCGCGCGGGUGCAGUCGUACCGCGACACAGCGACACCUCGCAAGGGCUUAUCGUCCUCGGAGAUCCUUCCAGAAGUGUUGGGGAAGGGGUGAGUGCGCGCUGGAAGGGGUCGCGGCUUCGACACUUACCUGUUCCGAGCUUCGGCCGACCUUCGUGUCGACGAGGCUCCAGCCCAGACAUAACAGAAAAAAAGGUGCAAGGAAAUUCGGGGAACAUACUUGAAUUCGGCGAUAGUAAUUAGAGGGAGGCGGAGCGCCGUUGUUUUCUAGUCACGCACGCGCCUCGAACCACACACUGCCGCGAUGGCGUUCGCCGGCCUCAAGAAGCAGAUCAACAAAGCCAACCAGUAUGUCACUGAAAAAAUGGGUGGUGCUGAAGGCACUCAAAUGGACAAUGACUUCACAGAAAUGGAGAGGAAAACAGAUGUCACGUACGAGCUGGUGGAAGAGCUGCAGGUCAAGACCAAGGAGUUCCUGCAGCCGAACCCGACGGCCCGGGCCAAGAUGGCGGCCGUCAAGGGCAUCUCGAAGCUGAGCGGGCAGGCCAAGGCGUCCACCUACCCCCAGCCGGAGGGUGUCCUGGGCGAGUGCAUGGUCACCUACGGACGCAAGCUGGGCGAGGAGAGCUUGUUCGGUAUUGCGCUUCUCGAGAUGGGUGAAUCGAUGAAACAGAUGGCAGAUGUGAAGUAUUCCUUGGAUGACAAUAUCAAACAAAACUUCCUAGAACCCUUGCACUAUCUUCAAACCAAAGAUUUAAAGGAAGUUAUGCAUCAUCGAAAGAAGCUUCAAGGGCGCCGUCUCGAUUUCGAUUGCAAACGACGCAGACAAGCUAAAGUGAGCGGGAAGAAGGGGCCCCACGGACUGAGCCCAUGUGCCAGCCCUGCCCGCAGCCCCAUGGCUGCCAUGGGUUCUCACAUUACAGAUGAGGAAAUAAAAAUGUCUGAAGACAAGUUCGCAGAGUCGCUACACCUUGCACAGAUGGGAAUGCACAACCUAUUGGAUAAUGAUGUAGAACAGAUUUCGCAGCUGGCUACGUUCUCGGAGGCGUUGUUGGAUUACCACCAGCAGUGUGUUGAAAUCCUGAAAGUUAUCACAGAAACCUUGAUGGAGAAGAAGCAGGAGGCGGCCAGCCGGCCCAAGUCUGAGUUUGUCCCGAAGACGCUGUCGGACCUGAACGUGGAGGGUCUGUCGGACGGACUGAACGGUGCGUCGACCCAACACCCGCCCUCCAGCACCGGUCAGUACGGCAGAGUCGGCGACCACGACCCCUUUGACCCCUGGCAUGUCCCGGCCCCGGCUCCGUCUCCGUCUCCGUCUCCGUCGUGGCAUGCCCAGGCGCCGGCGCCGGCGUGGCACUGCCCGCCCCCCACAGGGACCUCUCGAUCUUCUUCCCCUGUUCAUCCCAAACCAAACCAACUGGAGCUGUUCCCAUCUGGUAACCAACCACGCUCUUCUAAUGCAUCACCGCUGCCAUCGCCCAUGCGGUCGCCCGCCCGGACGCCCAUGACGUCGAACAAAGGUCCGUGCUGUACCGCGCUCUACGACUUCGAGCCCGAGAACCCUGGCGAACUUGGCUUCAAGGAAGGUGAGACGAUUACCUUGCUGAGCAAAGUUGACGAGAACUGGUUUGAAGGGAGCAUCCACGGCCGAACCGGUUAUUUCCCGGUAUCUUACGUGCAAGUGGUGGUACCCUUGCCAUAAAUCCAUGUUUCUCGCUUUCUUGGUGUGUGUGUUUUAUCUUUGUUGCCAUGUGAUAACAGUCUCGUCAAAACUGUCUGGACAAACUCACGUUGUGUAAGAGUAGCAUUGAGUUCUGCAUCGACUGUGUGUUCUUGUUGCCCUUACGUUUGUAUUUUGAGAUUAGCUGAAUUUAUUGUAAUCUUAGGAAAGGGGUUAUGUUUUCAAUUACACAAUAUUGCAAUGAUUUGAUAAUUCUCUACAAUUCUCGACUGAGUAAAAAGGAAAGCAUGAAAUAAUUGUAAGCAAAGCAAAAUGGUUUUUUGGUAAUGAUAAAUAUAAUAUUUUUGCUAGCAUUUCAAAAAUUGUUUAUCUGCUAGACUAUGAACAUUUCAGUGAACAUUUUAUUGAAAUAUGUAAUUUGCAAUGUUAAAGUGGCUUAUUUUGGUGUUAAGAUGUGUUCAUGAGUCAUAGAAUAUUUUUUUUUGCUGCAUUGUGAUUAUUUUAUUUAUCCCCUUUUUUCUUUUGCGUAGAAAUUUUUUAAUCAAAUCAAAAUUAUUUUAAAUGGCAAAUGCAAUCAAAAUUUUAUUGAAUGGUCACUUGUACGUAACAUCAGUAACCUCUCCAGGCAAAGGAAUUGUAGAGUAUAUCUGUAGAACUAUUUUGUAAGUAGCAUUAUUUUGUAGCAUUUAAUAUGUUGCAAGGUAGUGUGACAAACAUGAAAGCAACUGUGGUGUUGAAGAUUCUGCCAUUGUUUGGAUUAGAACCUUCCUUCCCUUAUCAAAAAUUAUAAUUUCAGUGUGCAUAGAAAAAUUUUAAUUACCUUGUGAGCCUUUAAUUACAUUGUGUAUUAAAUUUUUUUAAUGAAUUUACUCCAUAGUGAGAGUUUCAGUGAUAUUUUAUUUUUAUGUAAAAAUGUUUUAAUUAGUUAUAUAGAUUUAUUUUUAUAGCAUUUUAGAUAUGUGAUAAUGUGUUUAAAAACAUUUUUAACUUUCUAAGUAAACAACUUUUAAAUAAGGAUGGGGAACUCCUUUUGCCUUUUGAGAUAAAUUUUAUAGGUAAUUAUGUAUAAAUAUAAAAUACUAAUCAAACGUGUGUGUUCACUAUUUAUUUGUUGUUGAGCUUUGUCCAGGCCGGGUUUGACGGCGCUGUUUAUGAAAUUGUGUGAUUUGCGUCACAAUAUGUACUUGUACAGUCAUUUAUGUUAUGUAUAAAUGAUUUGGAAUACUCU
Messenger RNA from Bacillus rossius redtenbacheri, 2928 nucleotides. RefSeq names its product endophilin-A (gene EndoA). Bases 324 to 1721 code for a protein of 465 amino acids. The record is from RefSeq and is a predicted model, not a curated record. Gene Ontology annotation, cellular component: glutamatergic synapse; cytoplasm; presynapse. Gene Ontology annotation, biological process: synaptic vesicle uncoating. Gene Ontology annotation, molecular function: protein binding. The transcript is spliced from 13 exons. Lineage: Eukaryota; Metazoa; Arthropoda; Insecta; Phasmatodea; Bacillidae.